Messenger RNA from Klebsormidium nitens, 342 nucleotides. NCBI's taxonomy places the organism in Eukaryota, Viridiplantae, Streptophyta, Klebsormidiophyceae, Klebsormidiales, Klebsormidiaceae. The record is from the annotation of a GenBank genome assembly.
CAGCAUGAGCAAAUGCUGAAGAACUCCGUUGAGUCGGAGGAGGGCAGCGGAGCCGGGGCCGGGGUGGCAUAUGCCGCUAGAGCCGGUAACGGAGGGGGCAAGGGCAAGGGGAGAAAGGCUUCGAUGGCUUGCCACAAGUGUGGUGAGUUGGGGCACUUCGAGCGGGAGUGCAAGAAGGGGGCUCAAGGGCCUCAAGGGUCAAAGGAGUCCGGAAAGCCAAAGUUCCGGAAAGGCCGCGAGUGCUACGGUUGCGGAAGCACCGACCACAUCCUCAAGGAUUGCCCCAAGGGAGGGGGAUCGGGGUCCAACCGCGGGGCCGCCUCAUGGCGGGAGACGGAGUAG